AAAUUUGAAAACGAUGUAUCGAACACAUUAACCAUGAAGGAAGGAAAUAGUUCAUACACUUUUGAAUGUCCUGUUGCGCCACACUGUGAAGACUACUAUGUCAUUCAGCACUAUAAAAUUAACACAAUUCAAAAUAUUCCGUCAGAUGAAAGAUGGAAACAUGCGGAAGCUAGUAUUAAAAUUCAUACAUCUAAUAGAGAUACAAAAGAUUCAAACAUUCAAACAAAAUCAAUGAUGUUCUUCGAGAAAUAUUGGACCGGGUUUCAGCAGAUUCUAAGAAAAAAAUUAUCAAAAAUACUAAAAAGGAAAUUAAUCACAAUUUAA
Acyrthosiphon pisum (pea aphid) is the source of this 324-nucleotide messenger RNA. RefSeq lists its product as uncharacterized. The record is from RefSeq and is a predicted model, not a curated record. NCBI's taxonomy places the organism in Eukaryota, Metazoa, Arthropoda, Insecta, Hemiptera, Aphididae.